This is a messenger RNA of Lichtheimia ornata, 1854 nucleotides long. RefSeq lists its product as uncharacterized. The coding region runs from base 1 to 1854 and encodes 617 amino acids. Gene Ontology annotation, molecular function: protein binding. The record is from RefSeq and is a predicted model, not a curated record. The transcript has a single exon. Lineage: Eukaryota; Fungi; Mucoromycota; Mucoromycetes; Mucorales; Lichtheimiaceae.
AUGGCUCAGCACCAAGUCAUCCCUGGUGCAACAAUGAACGCUUCAUCAUUAUUCGGCUUACCACGCUUCGAUCAUUGUGCCCUGUCCUUUAACAAUACCCUCUACAUCUUUGGCGGUCACCUCAAUAAUGGAACGGUCGCAUUGCAAUUCGCAUCAUCCAUUACAUCUCAGCCACCGAUAUACAGGCCGAUAUACACAGAUAAGGCAUGGCUAUGGCACGAUAUCAUGGAGGGUGGCGGCUGUGCUGUCACAAGUUAUGGUCAGGUGAUUAUGUUGCCGCCUCAAAAACCUUGUGCCAUUCUCAAUUUGGAUACACUGCAACCUACCGCUUUUACGAGGGUAACUGGAUCACCCGUGGCAUUGGAUUCAUUCGGCAACAAUAGCAAUAUCAAUUCCUCCUUUAUUGAAUCGCCACCACGACCACGACGUCAAAUGGCUAGCACUAUGUGGAAUGACAUGCUCGUGGUUUUCGGUGGCCUCGUAUACGAUAAUACAACAAUAGAGCCAACUACUACUAGAACAACGACCAAUUGGACCUUAUCACAAGCAACCUUUGUACUUGAUGCACGAAUACAAUCGCAAUGGAUAUGGUACGAGGUUCCUAUAGUGCUUGGUAACACACCACCUACGGGCACCAAUGCUGUGAUGGUGAGCACACAAAGGUGGAUUUUAUUGUUCUCGAUUGUGCCGGCAUACAGCUCAAAUCAGCAAGAUACAACAACAUCAUCACCGACACAUUACAACGUAUCCGUAUACUGCUUCGAUCCUUAUGUGUACAUGUGGACAGGCAAGGUUGUCGAAUUCAUAAGUCAAACCGAUACCAUCAAGGCUGAAUCCAUGGUUACUACCAAUAACAGUGAUUCGGUACUCGUUGUUCCCGCUUACUCAAGUAACAAUGGCAGCAAUGAUGUACCAUUAUCGCUUUCACGUAUUGCUUUAUUGGAGUCGUAUGGAUUGUGGCGAUUAGAAAUGUCCACCAGUGAAGCAACAGGCACCAUCCAUUGGAUCCCUCCAUCUCGUUUAGGUCCAUUUAGGCCUAUGAUGGGUGGAUCAGUGACCAAGGUGAGCCAUGAUUUGAUUGUUCUUUAUGGUGGUAUACCUUUUAGCCACGACAGCUUCCGUUUUUGGAAUUCAUCUUCGUUGUCGUUCUUGGAUGCUCGUUGGUGGAGCGAGAUACAGUGGCAUCCUAACCGCACCACCCCAACCACUUCAUCGGCUAACGAUCACCAAGGUGUGUCAAAUCACAAAUUAGCUAUCAUUCUUGGCACUGUGCUGGGGUUUGUGGCCCUCGUGAUGAUCAUUUUUGUUUGUUAUUGGUGUUGUUAUCGCCGUCGGCGUCGUGAGCAACCAGAUGCAGCACACAAUCAUGCACCUCGGUCACCAAUGGUUGAGGACCACACUACACAAAUGCCGAAUCGACAUCUUACAGUAACCCCAGAUCAAGUUGCCACAGCAUGGGCCACUCAACUUAAAAGAGCCCUUUCCAAUGUCGGUCGUCAAUCAUCGUUUACAAAACAACGUAGACAAUCAUCAUCUUUACAACCAUCACCAGCCAAUGUACCAUCAUCAUCUCAAUCACCACCACCACCUCCUCCUCCAUCAUCCGGUGCAACACCUCGUAUCCAUGACAACGAUGAUGAGGUGGAUUAUGAACGACAACGACAAAUUCGUGAAGCGAGUAGAUUUAAUGAGCAUUUUGAUUUGAUGGCUCCAACCGAUACAAACAUGUUGGAUCGAGUGUCAGAGGAAGAGCAAGUUGGUAGUAGUAAUAGUAGUAGUGGUGAUCCGGGAGCAUCAACAUCGACGACCGAUCAAAGAGGUGAACAAGUACGCACCACCACCACCACCACGUGA